Messenger RNA from Coffea arabica (coffee), 1149 nucleotides. Its product is annotated as putative disease resistance protein RGA1. NCBI's taxonomy places the organism in Eukaryota, Viridiplantae, Streptophyta, Magnoliopsida, Gentianales, Rubiaceae. Gene Ontology annotation, molecular function: ADP binding. The record is from RefSeq and is a predicted model, not a curated record.
AUGACAAGAAUUUCUUCUUCUCCAUGUUCUUUGAAAAAAUUGCCAGAUGAUGAAUGCUGGCUCAUUCUCAAAGAAAAUGCAUGUGGUGUUGGGGAAGUGCCGGAUGGACUGCAAGACAUAGGAUACGAGAUUGCACAAAAAUGCCAAGGUGUACCAUUAGCUGCAAGUGUAGUCGGCUGGAUAUUGCGCAACAAGGGAAGUGAUGAAAGGCUUUCAAUUUUGGAGACUGGCCUUCAAAAUUUAGGUGGAGAUGAAAAGUUGAGCCUUCAUCAUCUUCCAUCUCCAUCGCUGAAAAAGUGCUUUGCAUACUGUUCAAUUUUUCCCAAAGACAUUGAAAUAAAUAGUAGUCAGCUACUUCCAACUUUGGGCAGCAGAAAGAUUUCUUCAUUCAAAUCCAAGAAACAAUAUGGAGAUGGAGGAAAUGCUGUGAGGGAUGAGUACAGGAAUGUUUUGAAUUGCAAAAUGCAUGAUCUUGUGCAUGAUUUGGCAUUAUCCAUCUUCAAUUAUAAAGCCUUAAGGUUGAAAGGAACUAGAACAUAUUACGACGAGACCCUUUCUAUUCGGUAUCUUGCGACGGAGAAUGGUGACGAAGAAAUACCAUUUCCUUUGCAUGAGAGUUUCAGUCGAAUCAGCGCUUUUACCAGUCUGUCAAUUUGGAAUGUCAAAGAGCUCACCAAGCUACCAAAUGGGUUAUUCCAAAAUAAUCCGAAUCUUGCAUUUUUCAAGUUGUACAAUUGCCAUGAGUUGGAGCAGUUGUUGGAUUUCAGCUCUGGUGUUCAAAUCCAAAAUUGCCAAAUAGUACCUGAGUUGAACCAAUCAUACAGUAAUGUUGACAAUAUUAAUUCUCAAGAUCUGCACGCCUCCUCCUUUGAAAUUCUUGAUUUAGAAGUUUUUGCAGUAAAAUCAUUGCCCGAUUGGUUUGGGAAGCUUUCGUCACUUGUACAACUCGGGCUCGACUAUUGUGAAACGCUAGAGAGUUUGCCUUCCAACCAAUCAAUGAGAAGCCUCGCCAAACUAAGAUGGCUGCGGAUUGAAGGUUGUCACCCUCUACAGGAAAGAUGCAAUCCAGAGAGCAGCCGCAGCAGCAACGCCCCCAAUUCUGAGUGGUCCAAGAUAUCCCAUGUUCCUGAAAUCACCAUUGAUGGUUAG